Molecule: messenger RNA, 1719 nt
Organism: Mesitornis unicolor (brown roatelo)
Lineage: Eukaryota; Metazoa; Chordata; Aves; Mesitornithiformes; Mesitornithidae
Gene: CYRIB
Product: family with sequence similarity 49, member B
Exons: 10
Coding region: 11-985 (324 amino acids)
Biological process (GO): positive regulation of T cell activation; regulation of actin filament polymerization
Molecular function (GO): small GTPase binding
Source: RefSeq, a predicted model, not a curated record
GUACCUUAACAUGGGGAACCUUCUAAAAGUUUUGACAUGCACAGACCUUGAGCAGGGGCCAAAUUUUUUCCUUGAUUUUGAAAAUGCCCAACCUACAGAAUCUGAAAAGGAAAUUUAUAAUCAGGUGAAUGUAGUGUUAAAGGAUGCAGAAGGAAUACUGGAAGACUUGCAGUCAUAUAGAGGAGCUGGCCAUGAAAUACGAGAGGCAAUACAGCAUCCCAAUGAUGAGAGGCUGCAAGAGAAGGCGUGGGGUGCCGUUGUUCCACUAGUAGGCAAACUAAAGAAAUUUUAUGAAUUUUCUCAAAGACUAGAGGCAGGUUUGCGAGGACUGUUGGGAGCUCUGACAAGCACUCCGUACUCACCAACGCAACACCUGGAGCGAGAGCAGGCUCUUGCUAAACAGUUUGCAGAAAUCCUUCACUUUACACUCCGUUUUGAUGAGCUCAAGAUGACAAAUCCUGCUAUACAGAAUGACUUCAGCUACUAUAGAAGAACUCUGAGCCGUAUGAGGAUUAACAAUGUCCCAGCAGAGGGAGAAAAUGAAGUAAAUAAUGAGUUGGCAAACAGAAUGUCUUUAUUUUACGCUGAAGCAACGCCAAUGUUGAAAACCUUAAGUGAUGCUACAACAAAGUUUGUGUCAGAGAAUAAAAAUUUACCGAUAGAGAAUACUACAGAUUGCUUAAGCACCAUGGCUAGUGUGUGCAGGGUGAUGCUGGAAACCCCUGAAUAUAGAAGCAGGUUUACAAAUGAGGAAACAGUAUCGUUCUGUCUGAGGGUAAUGGUGGGUGUCAUCAUACUCUAUGACCACGUGCAUCCGGUGGGCGCUUUUGCCAAAACUUCAAAAAUUGAUAUGAAAGGAUGCAUCAAAGUUCUUAAAGACCAGCCUCCUAACAGUGUAGAAGGCCUUCUAAAUGCUCUCAGGUACACAACAAAGCAUUUGAAUGAUGAGACUACCUCCAAGCAAAUUAAGUCCAUGUUGCAAUAACAGUUACCUGGAAUUCGCCCCUGCUGUAGACAGACAGUAUUCUGCAAUGACUGAGAUGCACAGAUUUAUUUUUUUUUUAGUGAUUGCAACUACUAUCUUGUUCAUUCUUGCUUUUUAUUUUCUCUCUUCCUGUUUACCCUUUUUUAAAUCACUUUCUUGUUCUUAAGUAAGCUCAGACUUCUUUUCUGUGCCAAAUCAAUGAAAAUUAUCCGUUCUGGAAAGUAUUUCUGCUUUUCAGAAUAGCCAUCCUAAGUGGCAGCUAAUUAUGCGUUGCAUUUGGAUUUCUCUGUACUGGGGAAAGAUUUGUGACUUGAACUAAAUAUUUUUAAACUUGUGGUUUUUUUCUUUUUUUGAAAAACUAAUAUUUAAUAUUGCUUCUUCUGCAUGGCGAGACUGCCUACUUCUGCUAUUUAAAAAUCCCUCGAUGACUUCAUUUUCUAUUGCAGCUUAUUUUCAUGUGCAACCAUGAGGAAACUAAAAGCAGAUUUGUUUAAAUUAACUGUGUUUGUACAAAAUGGUACCCAACACAAAGGUUUUUUUAAAUGAGUAAAAACUGUUUUGGUUAAAAGUUACGUUUGCAUUUUGACUCAUUUUUGUAAGGAUGUAUGUUGUAUGUUUAACCUUUAAUAACUAACGUUAAACUGUGGUGUGUGCGUAGCAAAAUUACGUAUGCAUGUUCAUGUCAAAUGAUUGGCUGUGGAUAAGAUAAUAAAAUCAGCUUUCAUUUUUCUAAG